Messenger RNA from Ochotona curzoniae (black-lipped pika), 1123 nucleotides. RefSeq names its product G protein subunit gamma 10 (gene GNG10). The transcript is spliced from 3 exons. Gene Ontology annotation, biological process: G protein-coupled receptor signaling pathway. Gene Ontology annotation, cellular component: heterotrimeric G-protein complex. The coding region runs from base 18 to 224 and encodes 68 amino acids. Lineage: Eukaryota; Metazoa; Chordata; Mammalia; Lagomorpha; Ochotonidae. The record is from RefSeq and is a predicted model, not a curated record. Gene Ontology annotation, molecular function: G-protein beta-subunit binding.
AGCCCAGCGCCGCCGCCAUGUCCUCUGGGGCCAGCGUGAGCGCCCUGCAGCGCGUGGUGGAGCAGCUCAAGCUCGAGGCCGGCGUGGAGCGGAUCAAGGUCUCCCAGGCAGCUGCGGAGCUUCAGCAGUACUGCAUGCAGAACGCCUGCAAGGACGCACUGCUGGUGGGCGUGCCGGCUGGCAGCAACCCCUUCCGGGAACCCCGAUCCUGUGCUUUACUCUGAAGACCAUAGGAAAGAAGUUCAGUGGGGAAGGCCUUCAAGCAAGAAGUGAUGACCACUGCCUCCACAUCCCCAGAAAACACUCUGGCCAAAUGGUUUGUAGACAUGGCAGACCUUCCCCGUGGCUCGGUCCCUCACAAGGUCCUCGGAAAUCCAGGAGUUUGCACUCAGUUAAGGAAACUGAGUGAGUUUUAAAUAAUAAUGGCCUGAUUCAUUUGGUGAAGUGUUUUAUAUCAAGAAAAGCAGAACCCUUUCCACCCAACACACCAGUCACAUGUUUUUCAUAAGUGAAUGACUGGUAAUUCUGAACCUGGAAUGGUUUUAUACACUACACAUUUGCAUCGUAGAAAGAAAAACAUUUUUGUUUAAAAAUGAGUAUUUGUAAGAUUUUUAUACCAUAACAAAAUUCUUAUGAAUUUAUAUUCACUAAGUUAACCAAGCAUAAAAUUAGGGGACACAGUAGGCCUUACUAACCAAAUUAUGUUGAUUUUCUGAGAAGAUUGUUACACUUUAACACUAAAUGUGGUAGAUACAUCAUAGCAAAUCUGUUUGGAAAGAUCAGUGUUCUGUGUAUUAGGUUGCCCCAUUCUGUGGUUGACACAGAUUUUAUUUUUGUCUUCUUAAGUUUAUUUAUAAUUGUAGAGGAACUUUUAAAAAAGUGUAUUACUCCAUACCUUUAAUAAUGUUUAAAGUUUGGUCUGUGUAUAGAGCAUUGCAAAUUGUUAAAAACAAAUUAAUGUGAAAAUAUUAUAACCUAAAGUAAUUCUUCAUUCAGAAAUGUUCUACUUUGAUGAUGUGCCUUUGAUUUAAUGUGGGACACUUCUAGGAUACUUGUGUUUGUAAUUAUGUUUGAAGAGCUUGGAAAUAAAAAUUUCUGUUUAAUUAGUCACUUUCUAUGACAA